Molecule: messenger RNA, 1048 nt
Organism: Achroia grisella
Lineage: Eukaryota; Metazoa; Arthropoda; Insecta; Lepidoptera; Pyralidae
Product: sugar transporter SWEET1
Exons: 4
Coding region: 45-731 (228 amino acids)
Biological process (GO): carbohydrate transport
Cellular component (GO): membrane
Molecular function (GO): sugar transmembrane transporter activity
Source: RefSeq, a predicted model, not a curated record
AUGUAUUUUUGUUUUAUAUAGCGUAGAUAGGACAUCUAUACACAAUGGAGGUACUUGCGGAUAUACUACAACCAUAUAAAGAACUAGUGGGGAAUAUAGCGGCUAUAGUAACUAUAGGGCAAAUGUUCUCCGGCACGUUCAUGUGCUGGGAUAUUUAUAAACAAGGCAAUACAAGCGGAAUACCCAGUACACCUUUCCUGGGUGGAUUAGUUAUGGGUAUAAUCAAUUUAAAGUAUGGUUAUAUACUACGUGAUGAUACUAUGAUACAAGUGAAUUUGUUUGGUUUAGCCCUCAAUAUUAUAUAUGUAUUGGUAUAUUUCACAUAUACACAAGAAAAAGUAAAAACAUGGGCUCAAAUGGGAAUAACAGGAGCAAUAUCUGCGGCAUUAUUGGGUUACGCUGAAAUGGAAGACCCGAAAUUAGUUGAACACAGAUUGGGAAUCAUCAUCACCGCUUUUAUGUUCCUUUUAAUCGCUUCACCUUUGUUCGGUCUGAAUGAGAUAAUCAAGAACAAGAGCACGGAAGGUUUGCCAUUCCCGAUGAUAUUGUCUGGAUCAGUGGUGACGUUCAUGUGGCUGUUGUAUGGAAUUAUAUUAAGGAAUCAGUUCCUAGUUAUACAAAAUGUAGUGGCACUGGUGUUGUGCUCAAUUCAAUUAUCGCUGUUUGUGAUAUACCCCUCAAAACCAAAGGGCCAAGAGAAUGCCAAACGUAAAGCGAAGAAAAUUGACUAGAAAUUAGUAUUAAGUAAAACAAAGCACGCAGCAGAUGCCUAUACUUAGGAGUAGUUGUAAAUUAAUAGAUCAAAGAUGUAAUUGAUUGUGUUCCUUGCAUUGACUCGUAAAGAUGAACUGCACAUUGACUGUAAUCGCUUGAAUAAUUAAUACUGUUCGGUAAUAUAACGAGUCACAACCUCUACUAGCUUAUAUACUACACGCUACCGUGGAUAGUGGUUUAAAAUAGUACAUCCAUUGGUAGACAGUUCGGUUCUCGAAAUACAAACAUGUGUACUGAUAUGUACAAGUUUCUGUAAAGAGUAUACUUGGAUAUU